CACUAAGGUUGAGCAAAUUACCUUCCAUACGGAUAUGGAAGUAACAUUUAAUUACAAAACGGAUGGAACACUUUUUUCAAAGCCUAUUGAGGGAGAAGGACCCGCUGAAGUACAAAUAAAAAAUAUUCAAAUGUAUAUGAACAUGCAUUUUGAAAUUAUUGAAAAAGAUGGUAACAAAUAUUUCGAUCUAAAGGAUUUCGACAUUUCGUACAAUAUAAGAGGCAUGGCUGAAUUCACGUUCUCGAAUCUUUAUUAUGGAGACAAAGAACAAAGUGACACAAUGCAUUCCCUCAUAAAUGAAAAUUGGAAAGAUUUUAUAGCUGAAUUCGGAAUGUUCUUUUUUUCCGAAUUUGGUGCCAGUCUUUUUAAGGUGUUUAAAGACUAUGAUCUCGACACUCCUAUUAGAAGUUCCUCUUCAUGCUAAAGAAACUAAUUACAAUUUUAUUUUGUCUGUAUGGUGUGUUUUAUAUCUACAUAUAAUAAAAAAUCAACAGAUGCUUUAU
Molecule: messenger RNA, 503 nt
Organism: Melitaea cinxia (Glanville fritillary)
Lineage: Eukaryota; Metazoa; Arthropoda; Insecta; Lepidoptera; Nymphalidae
Exons: 3
Coding region: 35-424 (129 amino acids)
Source: RefSeq, a predicted model, not a curated record